Pseudogymnoascus verrucosus is the source of this 1780-nucleotide messenger RNA. RefSeq lists its product as uncharacterized. The transcript has a single exon. Lineage: Eukaryota; Fungi; Ascomycota; Leotiomycetes; Thelebolales; Thelebolaceae. The record is from RefSeq and is a predicted model, not a curated record. Bases 65 to 1576 code for a protein of 503 amino acids.
UGAAUGCUAUACUUUAUUUCCUCAUACAUAUAUGCUAUACAAAACUUGACGUGAAAUCGAUGCCAUGUCUUCGCGUAUAUGGGAUCCCUACAGCGUCCUAAACAUUAUCGGCCGCAACAGCAACUCAGCGACUUGUGUCGGUAAAACGAAAUUUAACAAACGAUGCCGUUGGGACAUUUCGGACGCAAACAUUCGAGAGAUUUGCAUGAUUCUAGAUGAAAGGGAAACAAAGCGCCCGAAGUAUGCUAAGAAUCGUCUCAGAAAACUCGCAGAGCUAAGUCUUUGCAACGACUAUCAUCGAGGCCAAGCUAGUCAAGUUAUGGAGGCGUGGGAAGACGCAAUCGACGAUGCUGAGGCGAACUUGGCCAAUGACUCUCAAACUAUCGACGACUUGAAGUUGAAGCUUCGAGAAAGAAAGAACAAAAUCGCACAACAAUCGAAAAAUCUAGAACUAGCCGCUAAGAACGAGGAUGUCUUACAUAACAAGGUAGAGCAACAACGAUCCCAGCUUGCUCGUCAAAGGAGAGACCUUGACCAGGCUAUGCAAAAACUGGAAGGCUCCCUCGUCAGAAUGGAGAAGCUAGAGGCAGAGGAAUCAAUUGCGCGCAAAAAGUCGGAUAAUCUAGAGCAUGGUCUCGUCCAAGCAGCGGCGAGGCAAGCGUCACUAUUACAAGAAGUAGCGUCCUUGCAGCAACAUCACGCAAUUGAGCUAGGAAACACUGCACAUCUACGUAGCGAGUGUGACAACUUGAAGGCAGAGCUUUCCAACGCCCAAAAUUCAAUCCUACAGGCCCAGCUUAACCUUGCAAAGAGCCACAAAGCUAGGGACGCACAGAAGACUGAGCUUGAUAGUCUCCGAGUUACACUCAAAGUAAACAUGGCUAAGCUAUCAGAUAGCCACGUCGCCACCGAAAAACAGAUUGCAAAGCUUAAUAACGCCCAAAACAGAAUCAAACAAGUUCAACUCGACCUUCAAACUCUCCGCAACGCUAAUGUGGAACUGGAGGCAAAUCUUACAGCUGCCCUAAGUACACUCAAGCAAACCCGGCUCGAUUUUGAAAACAAUCUUCAAACUGCUGAGAAACAGCAGGCAGAGCUUGCUAACGUCCAAACGACACUGGACCAGACUGUUGUUGAGCUUGUUAAUAGCCGUAAGAGCAAUGAAGAACAGGAGGUAGAGCUUUCUAUUGUAAAGAAGUUACUCCAGCAAACCGAGCUUGAUCUCGAAACGAGCCGCAAGGUCGACAAGAAUCAAAAAGCCGACCUCGAACACAACCUCAAGGCUAACGAAGAGCAGAAUGCCGAGCUUGCUGGUGCUCAAGUCCUUCUAAAAGCCUCGCAGGUAGAGCUUGCGAUUAGUCUUAAAAUCGCUUUAGAGCAGAAAGAAACUGCCGAUGCUGUGGUGACGCGGAUGCAGGCGCAGAUCGUCGAGUUAGAGAAACAGCUGUCAAGAGGCUUCAUGGACAGAGUGGUGUUGAGAUUUAAGAUGUGGUUUGCAACAGUGAUGAGGGGAAUAAGAGCGACAGCAGGAGGGCGAAGUGAACAAGGGGAAGAGGGUUCCCUAAUGAUGGUUUAAAUGGGCUUUUUAUUUUUUAUUUGUUAGGUCUGGAUGGAAGGGCAAGAACGACCCAUAGGCCAGAUACAAACGGAAGGCGCUUCCCCUACGAGCCAAAAAAUCACAUCCAAUACAAAAGCGUGCACCCAUCUAGUUCAAAUAUAUCAACAUCGCCGCAUAUUAUAUAAAUGAAUAUUAGAAUUAAAAAUAUAUAUAUACCCUGCC